AUGAUCACCAAAGUCAAGAGUCUGCUCGAGCAGUUGGAGGAGCGCGUCGCCGUCGACGCGGAUACUUACGACGUCGACAUGAUCCGCUCGCUGCCGAUUGUGCCACACGACGCGACCAGUAACCAGGGGUUCAUCCAUGCUGCGCUUGUUGAUCCGCGCAAUGAGGAGCUUGUCAAGGGCGUUGUGGCCGAGAUGAAGGGCGCGUCGUGGGAGGAAGUAUAUGCUGUGUGUGCGGCGCGGCUCGCGGCCAAAGUCAUCCCCGUCAUCUCUGGGCGUGUGCUGGUGCAAGUCUCCACGAACCACGCAUACGACACGUCCAGAAUCAUCGCACACGCUCGUCUCUACGCCCGUGCAUACAAGGACGCCGGAAUCCCCUCUAAUCGUCUCGCGAUCAAGAUCCCGCUCACCUCGGCGGGUGUCCACGCCGCCCUCCAACUCCACAAGGAGGGCAUCACGACUCUGGGCACAGCCCUCUUCAGCGUGCCCCAAGCGAUCGCGGCCGCCCAGGCGAACAUGUACGCCAUCAGCAUGUACUACAACGAGCCACGGGCACACUCUGUCCCUGGUGUGUGGCCAGACGUGGCCGACCCAGCAACACUGCCGAUGGCCCCGCGGCAUCUCCAGAUCCGAGCGCUGUACGACGCCCACGGUGGACCGCAGAUGAAGACGGCAAGCUUCUGCGCGCCAAAUGACGUGCUGGUGUGUGCCGAGCUCGGCGCCGAUAACCUCACGGUCGGCAUUCCCCAGCUUACCGACUUGAUGGAGUUCUCAACGCUCCCAGAGUACAAGGCGGGGAUGUGGGGUAUCCCACUGAGCAGGCAGGCCAAGGACUCGGCGCGCGCAUGGCACCCCUGGGUUCCGCGGGACACGCGUGGGCCGGCGAUCCAGGCAUUCCGUAAUGAUGGACCGUUCACAUUCGAGACGGAUUACAUGGCCGACAAGGUGUUGGACGAGGCCAACGACGCGGACCCAGCGACAAAGGAACGCCUCGCAUUCGCUCUCCAGAUGUUUGCGGAGAUGGAGACACAGAGCCGCAAGUUCCUCGAGGGGCUGAUGGCCUCACACCUGGUUCAGACGCACGGCGAAAAGACUGCGCGUGCUGGUCGUCCCCGCCGCGCGGCAUGCAUUGCCUGUGUCCAAGAUCGCGUCGUGUGUGACGGCGUCCCACCCAAGAUCUGCAGUCGAUGUCGUGACGCAACCCGCCAAUGUCGAUACCGCCAUCUUGAGAUGGAGGCAGAGUUGCCCCCGUCUCCGCAGGUAUCGCUCUCGUCUGGCGUCGAACUGUCGCCCGUCGCACCGGCUGUCGGGCUCGCGGCGCUAGGCGACGCGUCCGAAGCUGCACGAGAAGACCUCCUCGGCCUCUGGCCAGACGGAUGGGCGUCCGACAUCAUCCUCUCCGCGACCAACCACCGCGGUUUCCGGCCCGUGGACGACUGGUUUCCAGAUGAACCAGUGUUUCCAGAGCGCGUUCAGGAAGACCAGAAAGGUUUCUGGGUUCCUGGGGAACCGGGGCCGAUCACGCCUGCAGUCCGCGCGACGAUGCACACUCUCACCCAACACGCCCACAGGCCGAUCUGGGCCGCAUCAGCUGCCUUUCCAUCUGAGAACACCCUCGCAGCAUACGUCAACCUCUACCUUCGCCACUUUGCCUGGCUGCCCAUCGUGGAUCCCACUUCCAUUGACAAGGCCGCACCACUGCUCCUUAAAGCUGUGGCGGGGCUAGGAGGUGUGUAUGCGCGCGACGGCAACCAGAUGAUGGAGCUGGUGCGCCGUGACCUCAUGUUCAUCACUGAACAUGACGCGCGGUUCACACACGACAUGACAGUCGUGCAGACAACCCUCUUGGCCUCGAUGUACGGCGCGUUCUCCGGCUCACUGCGGUGGGCUCAACACGCCGAAAGCAUGAGGCCAAGCCUCCUCAUCGACGCCCAAGCGUCACUCUUCGGCACUCUGCCCCUUGUUCCGAUGUGCGAGAUCGACACGCCCCUACCUGGAGGGGACGCGUGCUUUCCCGCCGUCCUCACCACCCUCUUGGAGAACGGCACGCUCCCGCCCACACCAGACGAUUUGGCAUUGAGCGUGCUAGCACACGCGUUGAACCGGAUAUGUCUCGACGCGGCCGCUGCGAGAGCGUUUGCGGCGUGGGAAGAGGAGGGCGAAUACGCACUCCCAGUGGCGGGGUAUAACAUUCACCCACAGGCCCUCCUCGACCAGCUGGCGCGGCACACACUCCGCCUCCCCGCGCCGUCGGCUCUUGUCGUCUCGUGUGCGGGUGUGGCAUACCAUGCGCACCUGCGUUUCUCUUCCGCCCGAUUCCUGGACGACGUCAAGGCGGCCGCGGGGCGCGGACCGGGUAGCGCGGAGGAUGCACAGGCGCGCCUUGGGGGAUGGAUGCGGGCAAACCCGCGUCGCACGCGAGACGUAAUGGCGCACGCGGUGAUGCUGUUCGUGCUCGUGGGGCAGUUCAGCUUUGACGCACCACCCGAGGCUGUGUGGCUCUUCGACUCGGCGCUGUGUAUGUGGGCCGUGCUAGAGUUGGUGGGAACGCCGACAGGAGACGCCAUCCCAGUGUCGUGGGCACCGACACCGGCCAUUGAGGCCUGGAUUGACAGCGGCAUUGGCUCGCUCGCGGUCCCUGGCGUCCGACUCGCGGAUGGUGGAUCGGCUGUCCUCAAGGCGGCGGCAGAUCGUCUCUCCGCGAGUCCGUGGGGCAUUGCUGCUCGGUACCGCCGCGUCCUACUUGGUUUGCAAGGCGAACAGCAAGUACGAAGAGGAGGCGGAUAG
This is a messenger RNA of Cutaneotrichosporon cavernicola, 2784 nucleotides long. RefSeq lists its product as uncharacterized. The record is from RefSeq and is a predicted model, not a curated record. The coding region runs from base 1 to 2784 and encodes 927 amino acids. Gene Ontology annotation, biological process: pentose-phosphate shunt, non-oxidative branch; regulation of DNA-templated transcription; carbohydrate metabolic process. NCBI's taxonomy places the organism in Eukaryota, Fungi, Basidiomycota, Tremellomycetes, Trichosporonales, Trichosporonaceae. Gene Ontology annotation, molecular function: transaldolase activity; DNA-binding transcription factor activity, RNA polymerase II-specific; zinc ion binding. The transcript has 7 exons. Gene Ontology annotation, cellular component: intracellular anatomical structure.